AUGGAUUCGUUCUCAUUCUUACAAAAUCGCCCCCAUUAUUUUGCUGUGUUGCUAAGCUUGCUCUUCUUUUUUGAAGGUGUUUCAGGUGCUACUUUCUCAUUUGUUAACAAAUGUGAUCACUCAGUCUGGCCAGGAAUUCUAGGCAGUCCAAAACUAGACAGCACUGGCUUUGAACUUUCUAGAGGCACGUCUCGCUCCUUCCAGGCUCCAACAGGCUGGUCUGGUCGAUUCUGGGGCCGAACAGGCUGCAAUUUCGACUCCUCAGGCCAUGGUUCCUGUGCUACCGCAGACUGUGGCUCUGGCCAAGUCGAGUGUAAUGGAGCUGGAGCCACACCGCCUGCUACUUUAGCAGAGUUCACUCUCGGCUCUGGUUCACAGGAUUUCUAUGACGUUAGCCUAGUUGAUGGAUACAAUUUGCCAAUGAUUGUAGAAGUGAAUGGAGGUUCAGGCCAGUGUGCGUCUACAGGGUGUGUCAUGGACCUUAAUAUGAAGUGCCCGACGGAGCUGAGAGCUGAGGGAGGCGGCGCUUGUAGAAGCGCCUGUGAGGCAUUUGGGAAGCCUGAGUACUGCUGUAGUGGCGCGUAUAACUCACCGGCAUCUUGCAAGCCUUCCAUGUAUUCUCAAUUGUUCAAAAGUGCUUGUCCGAAGUCGUAUAGCUACGCAUACGAUGAUGCUAGUAGCACUUUUACUUGUACAGGAGCGGAUUACACCAUUACAUUCUGCCCCAAACUCCCCAGUCUAAAGUCUUCAAGUGAUUCGCCUCCGAAAGAAAUUGGGGGCACAGCAAUUGAUGGGUCAGGAACAGGGACAGAGGGAGCUGGAGGGAUGGAAUCAGGUUCCUCAGCACAGCAAUCUGAAUUAGAUAGUUCAUGGCUGGCAAAUUUGGCCAUUGGAGAGUCAACAAGAACCCAAACCCACCAUCCCUUAGUUCUCCAAUUUGCAUUAGUUUUGGUCACAUCUCUUAUUCUUUCCUACACUCACUUGUAG
This is a messenger RNA of Dovyalis caffra, 987 nucleotides long. NCBI's taxonomy places the organism in Eukaryota, Viridiplantae, Streptophyta, Magnoliopsida, Malpighiales, Salicaceae. The record is from the annotation of a GenBank genome assembly.